This is a messenger RNA of Liolophura sinensis, 2581 nucleotides long. Its product is annotated as corticotropin-releasing factor receptor 1-like. Gene Ontology annotation, biological process: adenylate cyclase-modulating G protein-coupled receptor signaling pathway; cell surface receptor signaling pathway. Gene Ontology annotation, cellular component: plasma membrane. Lineage: Eukaryota; Metazoa; Mollusca; Polyplacophora; Chitonida; Chitonidae. Gene Ontology annotation, molecular function: G protein-coupled peptide receptor activity. The transcript is spliced from 13 exons. The record is from RefSeq and is a predicted model, not a curated record. The coding region runs from base 880 to 2262 and encodes 460 amino acids.
GGAAAAGGUUGAACAGAAUUGUAAAUUUUUGGAAUCUCUUUUGUUAUAUACUAGAAAAACAGUGUGGAGAUACCGACUAUAGUGGCAAUACUGAAACUGCCGACUAUAUGUUUAGCCUUGUCGGCACUUAAAUCUUGUAGACAGUCUUAAAGACUGAGACAACUUCUUUCUAGAUGUUAAAGGAUGUUUUGCAUCCUGUAUUGCCGGUAAAAACGUGAUUUAAGGUCUAACGUUGUUUGGACGUUUAACCUUGUUCAAUCCGAACACGCUGGAUAAGUGUUAAUGUGUUGGUGUUGUUGUUUACGUUCGAUGCUAACAAUUUUCCUCUAAUGAUUCACUGAUAAACGUGGAUUAACAUUUACAGCGCGUGUCAUCGUUCUGCAAACUUCUUCAGUGCAACACUGAAGUCAUACAGACGUUGCUGCUUCGCUGAAAUAGUCGUGUUGGAAAGCUGUCGGGUUUACCAAUCGAAACCUGUCAGUGUACAUUCUGGCACAGCCCGUACAAUGUACAAGAUGUUUCCCCAAACCCACCAAUCGUCGGGAGGCAGGAAAGGCUUUCUUGAGACAAUUUCUGAACAGUGAUUUUAGGAUCCAGUCGAGUACUCGCGCUAGACAAGCCGUGGGGAGGAUUCUUGUAUUGUCUUUAAAGUUAUGAACCGCCAAGAGGAAGAGAAGAGCUGAUAGCUGUGCUCUUUAACCGUAGCCUUCUGCGGAAGUCGACUUGGUGUUGUCAUAAGUGAUUUGAUGCCGGAAGGCAGUCUUGAUUGAUUCCCUUGACAGUUUCAUUCUUUGUUUUCACCUCCACCUGAAACGUUAAAGCUAUGUCGUUUCACAUAUGUUUUCUGUAUUCCUUUAACUGAACUCACUUUGCUAAAUAAUGGCGAUUAGCAAUAUAACCCAAAGCGCUGAUGCCAACAAUACAGAUCACACACUGACUUACGAUCAAAUCUCGGAACUGGAUGGGACUGCAAAUUACCACGAAUGGAAAUGCAUGUUUGACUACUUCAAGGGAACACAGAUUCCAGAUCUCCAUUGUCCAGCAGUGUGGGACGGCUAUACAUGCUGGCCAGCGACUAAGGUCAACACCACUAUCUACAGGCCGUGCCCCAAGGUCGUCGAGCUCAACACUUCCGAAGUCGAGACGGCCCACACCGCGGGGUUUCUAGUUUCCAUGACAGACGAAGCGAAUUUUCUUCCCUUCUAUCUGGAGAACGACUUUCAAGAGCCAUUGGCCCACCGCACUUGUGAUGCCCAUGGGUACUGGGAAGGUAACUGGACAAACUAUCGCCCCUGCCUUGAAGAAAUGUACAUACCUGAGGGGCCGAACUCUGACAUCAGCGUGCACACAGCCACAAUUCUCAGAGACAUCUAUUUUGUGGGAGGAUGCAUAUCACUCGUCUUGCUCGUCUUGACGCUUUUUAUUUUUUGUUACUUCAGAUCUUUACAGUGCAGUCGGAUAUCAAUCCACAAAAACCUGGUGGUGUCUUUCAUUAUACGGUUUGUGCUGGAUAUCGUCAUGUACGAACCUUAUAUCUCGGGUCGAAAAGAGAACACAUACGGAGACGUGGAAUGGCUAUGUAAGCUCCUCAAAGCCAUCGCUCAAUGGGCCCUCCUGGCCAACUUUUUCUGGAUGUUCGUCGAGGGGCUUUUCCUACACAACCGUAUCGUCGUAUCCGUCUUCAGCAAUGUUGCACCCUUCAAACUGUUCCAUUUUAUAGGCUGGGGUAUGCCAGUACUAGUAACAGUGGCCUGGGCUGUCUGUCUUGUAUAUUUCCACGAUGCUCAAUGUUGGCACAACUUUUCCGACCAGCCCUACAUGUUCAUCAUAUAUGGUCCGGUUGUUGUAUCCUUGUUUGUCAAUGUGUGUUUCCUUAUAAGCAUCAUACGGGUACUAAUAAUUAAGCUUCGAGCUCACAACACUGUAGAGACUGCUCAGAUAAGGAAGGCGAUUCGCGCGACUGUGGUCUUGUUUCCUCUGCUAGGAAUCACAAACCUCUUCUUUGUAAUUGAGCCUCAAGGUAGCACUGUCCUUCGUGACGCCUAUCACAUUUCAAAUGCCAUCCUCCACUCAUCACAGGGUAUCUUUGUAUCGGUGUUAUAUUGUUUUAUGAACGGCGAGGUGCGGUCAGCCAUUUGGAAGAAGUGGUACCGAUUUAACAUGAUCCGUUUGCCGAACACACGCUACCGUAGGAGAAGCUCAAGAACAUCCUCUUUCUUCCUGUCGCAAACUGAGAAUACCGUUCGUGACACGGCCUUGUGACACGGCGUUCCCCGAAGACAUAACACCCUCUGUACAUAGUGGUUAAAUCAUUUGUGUGGGCGUAUAUAAGCAUACAUUAACUUUUAAACGAUGAAUCUUGUGAGACCAUGUCUCUGUCGUCGAUUACAUCAGUGUACAGAAAUUUCGUGUGAGUAAGACAUACCUUGUAAUAUAAAGGCAACGGUUAUACGGUUUAUACAUGUACAUACUAUUCUUAAUAUCAGAUACAUUAAUUUGGUUUAUUCACAUUAAUAUAUGCAUAUGCUUUAUGUAACUUAAAUUUUGUUUUUAUGUGUGGUAUGUACAUAAUAAACAUAGA